Messenger RNA from Archocentrus centrarchus (flier cichlid), 3680 nucleotides. RefSeq names its product nuclear transcription factor, X-box binding 1 (gene nfx1). The coding region runs from base 227 to 3421 and encodes 1064 amino acids. Gene Ontology annotation, biological process: negative regulation of transcription by RNA polymerase II. The record is from RefSeq and is a predicted model, not a curated record. The transcript is spliced from 23 exons. Gene Ontology annotation, molecular function: DNA-binding transcription factor activity, RNA polymerase II-specific; RNA polymerase II transcription regulatory region sequence-specific DNA binding; zinc ion binding. Gene Ontology annotation, cellular component: nucleus. Lineage: Eukaryota; Metazoa; Chordata; Actinopteri; Cichliformes; Cichlidae.
UGCGCUAACCCUUAGCAUUUUAGUUUAUGUUGGUAAGCUGAGAAGAAGGCAGGCGGAGAUAACUGUCGCUUUUAAAGGGGUUCGGGUUAGUUUUAAGAACCAGAAGACGGGGGACAGGGCGGAUAUCGUCGCUGAGGACCCGGACGCGCAUGUCAUUUCUCCCAAACUGGCUUUUUUUAAUCUUCAGACGUGCUGUGGAACAAGCAACAAGCAGUGAUCAGGCUGAAUGGCUGAGGGCUCCUCAGACCCACCCGACCUCAAUCCAGAUGGGACGCCACAUCAGCACAAACCCAGAAGAGGUCGAACCAGACACAACAAUGACAGACACCUGAGUAACAACAGUUAUGAGCCAUCUCAUCAGUAUGGACACUUUAAUGAGGGCAGUAAUCCCCCUUUUAGCCAUAAUUCCAAUUAUGCCGAUCAUCAUCGUCCUCCAUACAAAGAGGAAGAUGAGGGCAGAAGGCGAGGCAGAGGAAGAGGAAGGAGAGAGGGGAACAGAGGAGGUUCAGGGCCCUGGCGGCAAAGACCUGGAGGUGAAUUUGUCCCAUAUGGUAACAGCAACAGAUAUAUGAGUGGCUUCCAUACUUUUGCACAUCCCACGGGUGGCGCUGAUGCACCAAACUGGCGACGAGAAAGUGCAAGCAGGGAUGUGGAACAAACUAAUGAAGACCAAGAUGCCCAGGCUAAAAAACCAAGGAAGUUUAGUCAGGAGCAGAGAAAGGGAGAACAGAAUGACAGUUUGAAGGAGAAAAACACCACAGUGGAGGAUCAGAGGAAGAGACAAGACUCAGAGUCCCAACAUGACAAUAAUCAGAGGAAGCACACUGAGGCAAAGCGACGUCAAGGACCAAUCAAACCACCCAAACCACCAUUUCAAGAGGAGGCUGGGUCAGAGAAGGGAGCCAGUGGCCAAGAGGACUCUGACAAGGGGCGAGUAUCACAGGAUCCUGCAGGCAAAGGUGGAAGAGGCUCUGGAAGAAACGCCCCACUUCAGGCCAGAGGGGGGAGAAGAACAAACCAGCAAAACUACAAACCUGGUCAGAGGAGCUGGAACAAAGUGCCCAAGAGCAAAGAGACGCAGACAGGGUGUCUGAUUGAACAGCUGUCAGAGGAAAAGUACGAGUGCAUGGUGUGCUGUGACGUGAUCCGGGUCAUGGCCCCGGUGUGGAGCUGCCAGAGCUGCUUCCACGUCUUCCACCUCAACUGCAUCAAGAAAUGGGCUCGAUCGCCGGCCUCACAGGCAGAUGAUUCAGCUGAAGGUUGGCGUUGUCCAGCCUGCCAGAAUGUUUCAUUGAAACACCCGACCUCCUACACGUGCUUCUGUGGUAAAGUGACAAAUCCUGAGUGGCAACGCACUGAGAUUCCCCACAGCUGUGGUGACAUGUGUGGGAAGAAGAGGAGUGGAGUGGACUGCAACCACCCCUGUAAUAUCUUGUGUCACCCUGGACCUUGUCCUCAGUGUCCUGCCUUUGUAACGAAAUCCUGCAUCUGUGGGAAGAUGAGUCAACCAGUGCGCUGCGGUCAGGCCACGGUGCUCCAGUGCGACAAAGUGUGUGGUGCUUUACUCAACUGUGCUGAACACACCUGUGUGCAGGUGUGCCACAGUGGGACCUGUCAGCCCUGCCAGCUGCAAGUUCAGCAGGUUUGCUACUGUGGUGUGACCACUCGGGAAGUCCCGUGUGGCACCGAUAAAGAAGGAUUUGAUGGUUCGGGACACUUCUCCUGUGAAAAAAUAUGUGGGAAGAUGUUGAACUGUGAAGCUCACCGGUGUCAGCAGGUAUGCCACCGCGGCCCGUGCAGGCCUUGCCCACGCUCACCAAGCCUGGUGAAGAUGUGUCCCUGUGGUCAGACGCAGCUCACCAAACUCCUGGAGCUGGGCUAUUCUGAGCGACACAGCUGCUCCGAUCCCAUCCCUUCCUGCUCGAAGACAUGCAACAAACCCCUGGCCUGCGGCUCGAGCGACACCAUCCAUCUGUGUGAUAAGCUGUGCCACGAGGGCAACUGUGGGCCCUGCUCUCUGACCUCAACUAUCAGGUGCAGAUGUGGCUCCAAGACUAAGGAGGUCCCUUGUGAGCAAAUCCAAAAAGAAGAGGAGCUCAUCUUCACUUGUGAGAAGCGCUGCAGCAAAAAACGCUCCUGCGGCCGACACAAGUGUGGCGAGCUUUGUUGUGUGAGCGCGGAGCACAAGUGCUCCCUGAUCUGCGGCUACAAGCUCAACUGUGGCCUCCACCGCUGCCAGGAGCCUUGUCACCGUGGAAACUGUGAACCCUGCUGGCAGUCCAGUUUUGAUGAGCUGACGUGUCACUGCGGGCUCACGGUGUUGUACCCACCCAUCCCCUGUGGAACGAAGCCGCCUGAGUGCAAAAACAUGUGCACGAGAAGACACGAGUGUGACCACCCAGUGUUUCACAACUGCCACAGUGAUGAGAAGUGUCCUCCCUGCACUUACCUCACGCAGAAAUGGUGCAUGGGAAAGCACGAGCAACGCAGCAACAUCCCAUGUCAUCUCCACGACAUUUCUUGUGGCCUGAUGUGCAAUAAAAUGCUGCCCUGCGAAAUGCACCGCUGCAGACGCAUCUGCCACCGGGGAGAGUGCCUGCCAGAAGGCGGCUGCCAGCAGCCCUGCACGCUGCCUCGUCCAGACUGCGGCCACCCGUGCUCUGCUCCCUGUCAUAAAGGCAGCAGCUGCCCACGCACCACCUGCACUGCCAAGGUAGCGGUCCAAUGUGACUGUGGUCGUAGAAAGGAAACCGUGGCCUGCACAGAAGCAGCCACUUCAUACCAAAGGUAUGCAGCCAUCGCCAUGGCCAGCAAGCUCUCUGAUAUGCAGCUUGGCGAGUCCAUGGAUAUCGGCCCUCUCCUCACUAAGAAGGAGCCAAAACAGACGAGGCUCGAAUGUGAUCAAGAGUGUGCCACUUUGGAGAGGAACAGGCGUUUGGCAGAGGCAUUACAGAUAGACUCGUCUUCUGACCCCUUCAACAUUCGCUCAACCUCUGUGUACAGCGACAGCCUCAAAGAGGACGCCAGAAAAGACCUGAAAUUUGUCGCAGAGGUAGAAGAGGAGAUCAGGAGUCUUGUAGAGGUUGCUAAUAAGGGAAAGCAGCCAAAGCGGAGCCACUGUUUCCCGCCGAUGAACCGAGAACAUCGGAAGAUCAUCCACGAGCUGGCCGAGGUCUACGGCGUGGAGAGCGUGAGCUACGACAGCGAGCCCAAACGCAACGUAGUCAUCACGGCCCACAAGGGGAAGUCGGCUUGCCCGAACUCAACCCUGACUUCAGUGAUAGAGCGAGAGACGGCUGCACGGGCUCCUCCUCCCAUCGCUCAUAUCAAACAGCACAGCAGCAAGCCUGCUGGUGGGAGCACCUGGUCGAAGACGGUUAAAGAAGAGCCUGUGAUCGAUUAUUUUGAUGUCCAGGACUGAGACAAAAGAGGAAUCUUGACCUGCUUGGAAGUUGGAGUCCUCUCCUACAAAAAAAGCCCAAAACCUUUUUUAUUUGCGUUUAUCUGAGAUCAAUAAUAAUAAUUCCUCUGGCUUCUUGUCCCCCCCUCAAAAAAAAAAAAAAAAGAAUUUGGAAAUAUUUCAAAGCUGUGAUGGUCUCUGGGGAACUCUCACACUUGUAUGUGAGAGGAUGAAUUGAGCCCAUGAAUUUUGACAUUAAAGUCCAUGAAGACUUUCACCA